Messenger RNA from Closterium sp. Naga37s-1, 603 nucleotides. The record is from the annotation of a GenBank genome assembly. NCBI's taxonomy places the organism in Eukaryota, Viridiplantae, Streptophyta, Zygnematophyceae, Desmidiales, Closteriaceae.
AUGAUUCUUAUCAUGACACGAAAAGCAGCAGGAUUUCCCGCACCAUCGCUGGCGGCGUCGCCUGCAGUGUCGCCCGCAGUGUCGUCCGCAGUGCCGUCCGCAGUGUCGCCCGCAGUGCCGUCCGCAGUGUCGUCCGCAGUGCCGUCCGCAGUGUCGCCCGCAGUGCCGUCCGCAGUGUCGUCCGCAGAGUCGCGCGCAGUGGGUCUCGCAGUGUCGCCUAAAACCACCCAUGUGAGCCACAGCUGGGCGUUCUCGGUGCCCCAUCAACAGCAGCGCCAACAGCGGCGCCAACUGCGGCGCCAUCUGCUGCGUUUCCUUACAUACCCUUUUCCAGUCCCCUCUCCCCUCUACCUAAUCCCCUCUCACCCCUACCCAAUCCCCUCCUCUCCCACCCAAACCCCCCUCCCAUCAACCCAGUCCCCUCCCCUCCUACCCUAUCCCUUCCCCUCCUACCCAGUCCCCUCUCUCCUACCCAGUGCCCUCUCCCCCCUACCCAAUCCCUCACCCCCACUUUUCCCCCUACCCAAUAAUCCCCUCACCCCCCCUCUUCCCCACUACCCAAUCCCCUAUCCACCCUACCCAAUACCCUCUCCCCUUCUGUAA